AUGGAAACAUCGUCUUUACCAUUGCCCUUUGCCAUCAUUGGCGAGACGGUGUCUGAGACGAGAAUCUUCAUUGUUCAAAAAAAUAUAUUGUUUUUCCCGAUGGAGCAACAAGCCACACCGCGAAGCAGGACACAGAUCCCAACGCGAUAUCGAGCCGAUACCGAAACCGUGACGUAUCUAGACGUCAGCCGCGUGACCAAAACCCGAAGACAGUCCGCCGGCAACAUGACAGCAUCUCAGUUGGCCCGCAAGCGGGCUAAUGAUCGCUUGGCGCAAAGAGCGAUGCGUGCAAGAAACAAGGCCCGUGUUGAAAGUCUCGAGGCCGAGGUCCGCGAGCUGCGGGUGAAGUUGAACGAGCAGAGCAGCACCGCCCUCCAGCAGCUCAUCGCCCGUAACCACGCUCUUGAGAAUGAGCUCGUGCGGCUCAUGGAGCAGAUACGACCCGAUGACAGUCCAUCAUCGCUUUCCAUGUUUCACGAUACUACGAUUGGCAGCACCAACAUCAGAAGCAACACUCGCCAGAAUGCCGAUAGAAUCAACGACUAUUGCGUUCUCAGCUGCGGAAACUCUGCCGACAGCUUACGGCGCUUUCGUAAGCCUGGGCCAGUUGACUCAGGGGGUUAG
This is a messenger RNA of Akanthomyces muscarius, 624 nucleotides long. RefSeq lists its product as uncharacterized. The transcript is spliced from 5 exons. Gene Ontology annotation, molecular function: DNA-binding transcription factor activity. NCBI's taxonomy places the organism in Eukaryota, Fungi, Ascomycota, Sordariomycetes, Hypocreales, Cordycipitaceae. The record is from RefSeq and is a predicted model, not a curated record. Bases 1 to 624 code for a protein of 207 amino acids. Gene Ontology annotation, biological process: regulation of DNA-templated transcription.